Messenger RNA from Ectocarpus sp. CCAP 1310/34, 1089 nucleotides. The record is from the annotation of a GenBank genome assembly. Lineage: Eukaryota; Phaeophyceae; Ectocarpales; Ectocarpaceae.
AGAUAUACUCGCAGCAGUAGUAUCUGGUCGUGAGGAUCCCAGGGGGACACGUGUUGGGAAUUUCGCGUGUUGAAAGGUGCCACCGGCGCAGUCACGGGGACCCUUUGGGCGUGGUCGGUGCGAUGAUGAGGAAGGCUUGCGUGCGUGCUGCGCACUUCCUCUUCUUCUUCCCUCUCUCUCCACCACCACCACCGUCUCUCUUCAAUCAAGUUUCCUUCUCCCACUCUCUCUCCAACUCUCUCUCAACCUCUCUCUCUCGGCCUAACUAACACGGCCGACUACCCAGUGCCCCAAAGCAACGUCCAGAACGUGCUUGCUGCACCCCGCGUAGUUUACCUUUCACACUGGUGCGACGAUACCACGGUAUCUGCGCGCGGGCGUAGGCUUCCGGGUGUUGUGCAGUCACGCGCAAUCGGUAGACUCCCAUAACAACAUAAAUCAUGGAGGGCAUCGACCUCUCCGCCCUUAGCGAGCAAGAACUAAAGCAAUUAGUGGAGAACGCAAUCAACUCUAAAGUGGGCAUCUAGGCAGUGGCAUGCAAUGCUGAAGAGGUGUUUGGUAGAGUUAGGUUUUGAGCAGUGCAUGCAUGGCCGAUGCUUGUGUGUUUCGUUUGAUUGAAAAUGGAUGUGUUGUUUUGAUUUUGGUCGUACAUGAAGAUGACAUUUUUGCUGUUAUGGGAGGGAGGGAGAGAUGUUGUGACAAGUUUGGCGCCGACUUUGGUAUUUCGUUUCAGAGAGGUACGGUGGAGGGAUUAAGCUUGCAGGGGUACGCUGAUGCGGACUUUGCAAGCAAGGCAGCAGACCGUAGGUCGUUAUCAGGGGGGAUCGUGACGUGUGGAGGAGGCGCUGUGUCUUGGUUUUCCAGAACGCAGAAGUGUGUCACGCUUUCGACCACAGAAGCAGAGUACGUCGCCCUAGGUGACGUAGUGAAUGAAGGAUAUUUUGUUUUUGAGGCAGAUUUGGCGUUUUAUGUUGCCGCAGGUCGGCAUGCCGUGCAUCCCCAUCUUCGAGGACAACUAGGGGGCGAUGCAACUAGCGCAGAACCCCAUCUCAAACUCGAACUCGAAGCACAUAGAUGUAAGGCACCAUU